Clunio marinus is the source of this 1231-nucleotide messenger RNA. The record is from the annotation of a GenBank genome assembly. Lineage: Eukaryota; Metazoa; Arthropoda; Insecta; Diptera; Chironomidae.
AUAAGAGAAAAUUUCUAAACGCAUUCAUUAUUUUUAUUUUUCAAACCUUCAGGUUUCAAAUAAUUAUUUAGUGCUUAACUAAUAAUCUUAUUAAAAAAUGAAACCUUUAAUGUUACAAGGCCACGAGCGUUCGAUAACGCAGAUCAAAUAUAACAGAGAAGGAGAUUUACUUUUCUCAUGUUCAAAGGAUAACAAGCCAAACGUUUGGUUCUCAGUAAAUGGAGAACGUCUGGGAACUUAUAAUGGACAUCAAGGAGCAGUUUGGUGUCUAGAUGUUGAUUGGACUUCAACUAAGUUCAUGAGCGGUGGAGGUGACAUGACUCUCAGACUUUGGGAUGUAGAAACUGGAACAGAAGAGUCAAAAAUCGAUACUCGCUCAUCAGUUCGUACCUGUAACUUCAGCUUCUCAGGUAAUCUCGCAGCAUAUUCUACCGACAAAGCAAUGAAUCAAGAGUGUGAACUUUUCAUCAAUGACGUUCGUACAAUGGAUAAAUCAAACUCGUCUUCAACUCCAAUUCUAAGAUUGCCGAUGGAUCACUCAAAAAUCACAUCAAUGUUGUGGUUCAUGGAUGAAACAGUCAUCACAGGACAUCAAACAGGAUUAAUUGCAUCUUACGAUUUAAGAAUGGGAAAAGAAAUAAAUUCUGUUAAAGAUCACACAGACAUCAUUCAGGAUAUGCAAUUGACUCGCGAUGGAACAAUGUUUGUGACAGCUUCGAAAGAUUCAACAGCAAAGUUAUUUGAUUCAGAUACUCUGACAUGUUUGAAGACUUACAAAACUGAACGUCCGGUGAAUUCUGCUGCAGUUAGUCCAAUUUUCGAUCAUGUUGUUCUCGGUGGUGGCCAAGAAGCUAUGGACGUGACAACAACAUCAACACGCUCUGGAAAAUUCGAUUCACGUUUCUUCCAUCUCAUCUAUGAAGAAGAAUUUGCAAGACUUAAAGGUCAUUUCGGUCCUAUCAACAGUUUGGCAUUCCAUCCCGAUGGCAAAAGUUACGCUAGUGGAGGUGAAGAUGGCUUCGUACGCGUGCAGGUUUUCGAUCAAAGCUAUUAUGAUUUGGUAUUUGAAUAAAUUUAUGUAUCUCUGUAUUAACGUGGAAAAAGAAGAAACGAUUUAAAUAUAAAAUGAAAAUUAAGUUGCAAUCGAGAUCCGAAAUCAUUUGGUCGAUGUUUGCAAUGAAAAAAAUGUUUGAAGCUUUUAUACAAACAAAUUUAUAUCGAGGCUUUUUUA